GUCCUGGCGGAUCCAUGGAGGUCCCGCGUUCCUCCACUCACUUCUGAGGAGCGCAUCUGCUGAGGCCGUCGGAGGGCGGCGGCCGCCGCCUCGUAGCGCGCGAGGAUGGAGGGCGGAGAGCGCAGCCCGCGGGACGGCCACGGGCAGGGCCGCUGCGAGGGCUACGAGCGCGUGGUCAUCAACGUGUCGGGGCUGCGCUUCGAGACGCAGCUCAAGACGCUGGCGCACUUCCCGGACACGCUGCUCGGCGACUCGGCGCGGCGGAUGCACUUCUUCGACUUCCUGCGCAACGAGUACUUCUUCGACAGGAACCGGCCGAGCUUCGACGCGAUCCUCUACUACUACCAGUCCAAGGGGAAGCUGCGGAGGCCCGACAGCGUCCCGUACGACAUCUUCAUCGAGGAGGUCAAGUUCUACGAGCUCGGCGAGGAGACCAUCACGCGCUACCGCGAGGACGAGGGCUACGCGAAGGAGGAGGAGAAGCCGCUGCCCGAGAGCGCGUUCCAGCGCCAGGUGUGGCUCCUCUUCGAGUACCCCGAGAGCUCGAGCCCCGCGCGCAUCAUCGCCAUCGUGUCCGUGCUCGUCAUCGUCAUCUCCAUCGUGAUCUUCGUGGCGGAGACCCUCCCCGAGUUCCGGGACGAGAAGGAGCUCCACUCGCGCGCGCGGCCCCUCGCCAACGGCACCGAGUCGCGGCCGGCGCCCUCCUUCGUCACGGACCCCUUCUUCAUCGUGGAGACGAUCUGCAUCAUCUGGUUCUCGUUCGAGCUGCUCAUCCGCUUCUGCGCGUGUCCCAGCAAGCCGGGCUUCUUCAAGAACAUCAUGAACUCCAUCGACAUCGUGUCGAUCAUGCCCUACUUCAUCACCCUGGGCACGGAGCUCGCCGAGCACACGGGCUCCGCGAACGGGCAGCAGAGCAUGUCGCUCGCCAUCUUCAGGGUGGUGCGCCUCGUGCGCGUCUUCAGGAUCUUCAAGCUGUCGCGCCACUCCAAGGGGCUGCAGAUCCUCGGGCAGACGCUGCACGCCUCCAUGCGCGAGCUGGGCCUGCUCAUCUUCUUCCUCCUCAUCGGGGUCAUCCUCUUCUCGAGCGCCAUCUUCUUCGCCGAGGCGGACGAGCCGGACACGCAAUUCACGAGCAUCCCCGAGGCCUUCUGGUGGUCGCUCGUCACCAUGACCACGGUGGGCUACGGCGACAUGUUCCCCGUGACGCUGGGCGGCAAGAUCGUGGGCUCGCUGUGCGCCAUCGCAGGCGUGCUCACCAUCGCGCUGCCCGUGCCCGUCAUCGUCUCCAACUUCAACUACUUCUACCACCGCGGCGCCGGUGCCGAGGAGCAGACGGAGCCCGCCGAGGAGGCGGCAUCGCCGGGCUCCUGCGGCCACAGCAAGCGGAGCCGCAGCGCCUCCAGCCUCAGCCGGUGCGACUACACGGACGAACUCGCCGCCUUCCUGGAGCCCAACCACGUGGAGUGA
Lethenteron reissneri (Far Eastern brook lamprey) is the source of this 1467-nucleotide messenger RNA. RefSeq names its product potassium voltage-gated channel subfamily A member 2-like. Gene Ontology annotation, cellular component: voltage-gated potassium channel complex; membrane. Lineage: Eukaryota; Metazoa; Chordata; Hyperoartia; Petromyzontiformes; Petromyzontidae. The record is from RefSeq and is a predicted model, not a curated record. Gene Ontology annotation, biological process: potassium ion transmembrane transport; protein homooligomerization; action potential. Gene Ontology annotation, molecular function: delayed rectifier potassium channel activity; protein binding.